Molecule: messenger RNA, 1068 nt
Organism: Raphanus sativus (radish)
Lineage: Eukaryota; Viridiplantae; Streptophyta; Magnoliopsida; Brassicales; Brassicaceae
Product: zinc finger protein CONSTANS-LIKE 4
Exons: 2
Coding region: 138-794 (218 amino acids)
Molecular function (GO): zinc ion binding
Source: RefSeq, a predicted model, not a curated record
ACUCGCCACGAGAAUCCUCCCUCCUCCAACUUGCACUUUCCUCUCUUUAUUAUUCCUGUCCCCAGAAAAAAAUAGAAAAAAACACCAAAAGAGAGACAGAAACAGAAGCAAAAACCUCAGAACAGAAUCAAUCUCCGAUGGGGAAGAAGAAGUGUGAUUUAUGCGAGGGUGUUGCACGAAUGUAUUGCGAGUCAGAUCAGGCGAGUCUCUGCUGGGACUGCGACGGCAAAGUACACGGCGCUAACUUCCUCGUCGCUAAGCACACGCGCUGUCUCCUCUGCACCUCUUGCCAGUCCCUUACGCCCUGGAAAGCCACGGGCCUCCGUCUCGGCCCCACCUUCUCCGUCUGCGAGUCGUGCGUCGCUUUUAAAUCCGCCGCCGCCGGUGGAGACGGUGUCGGCAGUGGUUCCGAGGAUCAUCGGCUCGUGCUCGGAGAUGAUGACGACGGCUAUAGCGCGGAGUCUUACGAUGAUGAUGAGGACGAGGAUGAAGAGUACAGCGAUGAAGAUGAAGACGUUGAGGAGGAGGAAGCGGAGAAUCAAGUGGUGCCGUGGUCUGCGGAAGCGGCGGCGCAACUGCCUCCUACGAUGAGUUCAUCGUCCUCUGACGGCGGAGAUCUGGCGGGGAAAAGGAGGAGGGACUGCUCUGAUGACGAGAUCGGAAGCUCUUCAGCUCAAGAAUCAAACUAUUCUCCACCGUUAAAGCGGCCGUCGAGAGAAGAACCCGCGUUCGAAUCAACGGCUGCCAUUAACUCUCUUAAUCAGAUUAGAAGGAGAGAGCACCACAUUGAAUAAUGGCGCCGUUUGUUCAUCUCCCCAUCUCCAGAACGAGGAGAGAUCUUUAGCCGUUGAUUCUCCAUUCCGCUCUGGUAAAAUCAUCACCGUCCAUUUCUGAAAUUCUAACGAUACUGUACUUGUUUGAGGUUAGUUAAUUGUUGUCGUGCAACAUUGUACUUGAUCUAUUAGUAUCAUUAUUAUGUUGUUGUCUUUUUAAAAAAAAAUCUUAGUGACUUAUUUGGAUUCGUAUGAUCGUAUGUAUUGAAAUUCUUAUUACAUUCGAAACUUCACA